Molecule: messenger RNA, 873 nt
Organism: Funneliformis mosseae
Lineage: Eukaryota; Fungi; Glomeromycota; Glomeromycetes; Glomerales; Glomeraceae
Source: the annotation of a GenBank genome assembly
AUGCGAAAUUUAUCACUCCUCGCACUUGUACUUGUUUCUACAUCCCUUCUUUCAGGCUCACAACACCAUGCCGAGGCCAUUAUGAUAGAUAGUACAUCACAAAGUAUGCUAUCCCAAGAAUUUGGCAAUCGAUUGAUACGUCGAUAUGGUGGUAGCUUAGGAGGGGGUGAUAGAAUGUUUAAUAAAAGAUAUAACGUAAUAUCAUCCGGCCUUCAGGAAAGAGCCGAAGUAGACAAUGCUAAAAUUCCAAAUCCCAAAGCUAAAGUUCUAAUACCCAAGGCCAAUAAUCAACCUCCCAAGAAUCCUGCUAUUAAGGAAGCUAAAGAACCAGCGAAAAAUCCCAAAGGCAAGGAAGCCGUUGUUCAAGAACAAAAAGAUAAAUCUUCCGCAGCAGAUGACCAAGGUGGCGCGCCAGUUGGAUCAGCUCCGCAAGUUCAAACUGGUGGUUUAUCAUAUCAAGCUGCAGCUGGACUUACCACUGUCGGUGGAGUCAUGGUUUUGGUUACCGGUCUAUUUGCCUUUGUCCGUAGAAAGAAAAAUAAAGAAAUGACAAACAGCAUCGUGUCAACUUCAGCAACUGCUUGGGAACAACAAAACUCCGCAUAUGAAAAAAUGGAUGAGGAAACCAAACCAUUAGGUUCAUACACAGUUAUUGCAACUUAUACACCAGCAUUGGCCGAUGAGUUGGAUAUACAACCAGGGGACAAGGUUACGAUCUUGGUUGAGUAUGAUGAUGGAUGGGUGCAAGGUAUUAAUGAAACACGUGGUGGAGCCAAAGGUGUCUUCCCUCGCCAUUGUGUAGACAUGAACACCGUCCUAAAUAACAAACGAUCAAGUUCCAUAGGAGGAUAUACAGUGGUGGAUCUUAACUAG